AUGGCCGACGUUAUUCCCAUUCUUCAGCCCGUGCAAUUCGCAAACUAUUCUAUCGCGGCGUCGCUCCCGCUUCUGAUAUACGAUUUUCUCCUCACAUUAGAGGACGAGGUUUCGUUGAUAUGGGGCUCGAAGCUCUCUUGGAUCAAGAUCCUUUACUUCAUGAAUAGAAUCGCCCCCUUCUCAGACGCUAUUCUUGGAUUAGCUCAGUUGUGGCUCGCGAUGAAUGGGUAA
This is a messenger RNA of Punctularia strigosozonata HHB-11173 SS5, 231 nucleotides long. RefSeq lists its product as uncharacterized. NCBI's taxonomy places the organism in Eukaryota, Fungi, Basidiomycota, Agaricomycetes, Corticiales, Punctulariaceae. The transcript is spliced from 6 exons. The record is from RefSeq and is a predicted model, not a curated record. Bases 1 to 231 code for a protein of 76 amino acids.